CAUGCCAUCGGAGCCUUGGAGUUGUCCAUGCCAUCUGAGCCUUGGAGUUGUCCAUGCCAUCGGAGCCUUGGAGUUGUCCAUGCCAUCUGAGCCUUGGAGUUGUCCAUACCAUCUGAGCCUUGGAGUUGUCCAUGCCAUCUGAGCCUUGGAGUUGUCCAUGCCAUCUGAGCCUUGGAGUUGUCCAUGCCAUCAGAGCCUUGGAGUUGUCCAUGCCAUCUGAGCCUUGGAGUUGUCCAUGCCAUCUGAGCCUUGGAGUUGUCCAUGCCAUCAGAGCCUUGGAGUUGUCCAUGCCAUCUGAGCCUUGGAGUUGUCCAUGCCAUCUGAGCCUUGGAGUUGUCCAUGCCAUAUGAGAAUCUCCACUUUUCCUCUCCACUUGUUCCUUCCACACCUCUCUUUGCCCCCUCCCCAAUCCGGCACGGGCGAGCAGGCCACAGGGGCGUUUGUGGUCCUCAUGCACCUAAGCUGGCAGAUGGCCCUUGUGACUGCUGCCCUCUGUGCCCUCAUGUGGUGCCUGCUCCUGCGCUAUGCCACCUUCUCUCGGCGGAGCGCCGUGGCACUCCGAGACAUCGAGGCAGAAGCCAAUGCGGUGGCGGAGGAGACCCUGUCGCUGGCCCGGGUGGUGAGGGCCUUUGGCACGGAGAGCAAGGAAGUCGCCAGGUACGAGGCGCCACUCCAGCGCAUCGUGCAUGUGGGUUCGAGGAGGUGCGUGGCGAACGGGCUGUGGGCGUGCGCUGGCAACACCAUCUACAAUGCCACGCAGGUGGCGGCGCUAGUAAUGGGUGGUGGAGCCGUGAUGGCAGGUCAUAUAGCACCGGAGCAGCUGACGCGGGUCAUACUGUACGUGGAGUGGGUGGUGCGCAACAUGUGGUGUGUGGGCACGCACUGGGCCGGGCUCAUGGACGCGGUGGGCUCGUGCCACAGAGUGUUCCAACUGCUGGAUCUGCCGCACUCGCACCAGUUCACAAAGGGCAGCGGUCGCAUACUCCCCUCCCUCCAGGGCAAGCUUGAGAUCCGCAACCUCUCCUUCAGCUACCCCACCCGCCCCCAGUCACCUGUCUUGGAUGGGUUCAACCUGACCAUCCAUCCAGGCGAGCGCGUGGCGCUGGUGGGGCGCAAUGGCAGUGGCAAGAGCACGCUGCUGGCGCUGCUGCAGCGAUUAUACGACCCCACAGAGGGGCAGGUGCUUAUAGACGGCGUGCCUCUACCAGAGAUGGACAUUGCGUGGCUCCGAAGGCACAUCGGCGUGGUCAGCCAGAUUCUUGAACUUUGAUUGAACUCUUGAGAUUGAGUUAAGU
Molecule: messenger RNA, 1295 nt
Organism: Closterium sp. NIES-67
Lineage: Eukaryota; Viridiplantae; Streptophyta; Zygnematophyceae; Desmidiales; Closteriaceae
Source: the annotation of a GenBank genome assembly